GAUAUGAGCUUAAAAGUAAAGGCAGUAAAAAUACCCCAAAAAAGGCAGAGGGCACAAAGGGUUAAAAAACAAACUAAGGGCCAUAUUAAGAGGGCCACAGAAGGUCCCCAGGCCAGACUUUGGACACACCUGCCAUAUGAGGACACCAUUUCCUUCUUUACUAACUACUUACUGUUGAAAAGCAAUGCUUAAUUUUUUCAGCUCCUGCUAAUCCCAAAUAGCUAGGAGAACUUAAAAAUGCACAGCACACACGGAGGGUCUCUCUCAGGAGGUUACAGUGGGCUAACCCUCACACACCGGUGCGGUGCUCUCCGCACAGUAGAGGAGCUGAAUGUGGGGGAAGUCGCUCUGCGGUGUCCGGAUGUGGACGUGGCACAGCGCUGCAGCAGUUCCGCUGAAUGUCCGCUUCUGCUAGCAAGAAGGGAUUAGUGAGAAACACCCCGGGACGACAUCGGCUUCCCAGUUUGUCGGCCACCGGGUUUCACAGCUUGCCCCCAGCAGAGGAUAGCCUUACUACUUACAACACUUCGGAGAUUUAGUGAUGAACUGAGGAUGAAUGUAAACCAGCACACUCCAAUGGCCUCUCCAUACGGCCAGCCUCAGCCUGGCUACGGCCAGCCUGGCUACGCUCCCCUGGAUGGGGGAUAUCCCGCUCCCUACGCACCUUACAAUGGCCCCGCUUCAGCCUACCAACCUGGGGCUCCACCACAAGGUUAUUCUCCUUUUACAAGCUUUCCCUCUAAGGCUGUGGCAACCAACCCAGUCUCUGACCUCUCCUCUCCUCUUGACUUAGGUCCUGCCAGGGGUGCUCCCGUCUCUGGAGCCCCUCCAGUCUCAGCGCCUCAACCAUAUAAUCAGUAUAGUCACAGUCAAGGGAACGUGCAGAAUGGACCCCCACCUAUGACACAGGCACCACCCAGGCCUGCUGUGUCUCAGCCAUACAACCCGGGAGCUGUGAACCUGUCGGGGCCACAGCCCUCCUAUCCCCACCACUAUGGAGCCCCACCCCCAAUGCAGCAGGUCACUAACCAGAUGACUGGGAUGCACAUCACCUCUGGACCGCCAACCCCUGCGGGGCCAGGAUAUGCUCCUCCUCACAGCUCCCAGCCUCCUGCCAGCACCGCCUUCUCAGCUGCACCUCCACCCGCUUACACCCAAGCCCCCCUCCCCGCAUCCUCUGCCCCGACCCAGCCACCACCUCCCAGUGGCCCUGCAGCUUCUCAGCAAUACUACGGAGGCCCACCACCUCCAUCACAACAGCCAUUCAACCCUCCGCUUCCCCCUACCUCUCAACAGCAGUUCACCUCUCCUGCACCGCUGCAGCUUCCUCCUUCCUCUCAGCAAAACUUUCCUCCCUCCUCCUACUCGGGUCCUGCGCCUCCACCCAGCCAAGCACCCGCCCCCCCGGUGUCCCAGCCACAGCAGUCCUUCCCUCCAACCCAGCCCCCCUUCUCCUCAGCACCUCCACCUGUGGGCCAGCCUGCCUUCAUCUCCGGCCCGUCUCCCCCUGCCCCGGGCUCAUUCCCACCGAGAGCACCCCCUCCUUCCUCUCAGCCUGGGUCUUUUCCUCCUCCUGGUCCUCCAACCUCGAUGCCCUCUGGCCAGUACCCAGGCCCCUUGCCACCCCAACAGCAGCCCCCGCCAUCCCAGCCAUCCCCCUACCACUCAGGCCCCCCUCCUCCCAGAUCUCAGAUGCCUCCCACCUCCAUGGCCCAGAGCAACCACCUGCCUCCAGGACCACAGGGCCCACCAGGCCCUCCUGGGCCCAUGCAGCAGCCUCCAUCUCAGCCUGGCAUGCAGGGAGGAUACCCUCCUCAGCAGAAUGGUGCAUUUGGCCAGGUGAGAGGCCCGCAGCCUGGCUAUGCAGGCCCGUAUCCCGGACAACCAAACUACGGAGCCCCCGCACCAGCGCCGGCUCCUGCUCCCCCUGCACAGAAAAGACUUGACCCAGAUGCCAUUCCUAGCCCGCAAGCGUCUGACAUGCCGGCUGUGCAGAAAUCAAGACAUAGAAUAGAUCCAGACGCUAUCCCCAGUCCAAUCCAGGUAAUAGAAGAUGACAAGGCUAAGACAACUGAGCCAUUCACCACAGGGGUCAGAGGUCAGGCCCCACCGCUCGUCACCACCAACUUCCAGGUCAAAGACCAAGGGAACGCCAGUCCCAGGUUUAUUCGCUGUACGGCCUACAAUAUGCCUUGCACAGCCGACAUGGCCAAGCAGUCUCAGGUGCCUCUGGCUGCUGUCAUCAAACCCCUCGCCACGCUGCCGCCAGAUGAGACCCCUCCAUACUUGGUGGACCACGGUGAGGGCGGUCCAAUCCGCUGUAACCGAUGCAAGGCCUACAUGUGUCCGUACAUGCAGUUCAUCGAGGGAGGUCGGCGCUUCCAGUGUGGCUUCUGCAGCUGCGUCACAGAGGUGCCUCCACAUUACUUCCAGCAUCUGGACCACACUGGUAAGAGGGUGGACUGCUAUGACAGGCCGGAGCUUUCUUUGGGCAGCUAUGAGUUCCUGGCCACUGUCGAUUACUGUAAGAACAACAAGAUUCCUCAGCCUCCAGCCUUCAUCUUCCUUAUCGAUGUGUCCUACAACGCUGUGAAGAGCGGCAUGGUCAACAUUGUCUGCCAGGAGCUCAAGACCCUCCUCGACUACCUGCCCAGGGAGAACCCAGAAAUGGAGUCAGUGGUGCGGGUGGGUUUUGUCACCUACAACAAGGUUUUGCACUUCUACAACGUCAAGUCGAGCCUGGCCCAGCCCCAGAUGUUGGUGGUGUCAGAUGUGUCAGACAUGUUCGUACCCCUGCUCGACGGCUUCCUGGUCAACGUCACUGAGAGCCGGCUAGUUAUCGAGAGUUUGUUGGACCAGAUCCCAGAGAUGUUUGCAGACACCAGGGAGACAGAGACGGUCUUUGGUCCCGUCAUCCAGGCAGGACUGGAGGCACUCAAGGCUGCAGACUGCUCAGGAAAGCUGUUUGUGUUUCACACGUCUCUGCCCAUAGCGGAGGCGCCUGGAAAGCUAAAGAACAGAGAAGACAAGAAACUGAUCGGGACAGAUAAGGAAAAGUCUCUGUUCCAGCCCCAGGUGAGUUUCUACAACAGCCUGGCUAAGGAGUGUGUGGCGCAGGGCUGUUGUGUGGACCUCUUCCUCUUCCCCAACCAGUAUGUGGACGUUGCCACGUUAGGGGUGGUUCCUGUGUCCACUGGAGGGUCCGUCUACAAAUACACCUACUUCCAGGCUCAGUCAGACAGGGAGCGAUUCCUGAACGACCUCAGGCGAGACGUUCAGAAACUCGUAGGCUUUGAUGCUGUCAUGAGGGUGCGAACCAGCACAGGUAUCCGGGCGACAGACUUCUUCGGCUCUUUCUUCAUGAGCAACACCACAGAUGUGGAGCUGGCAGGCCUGGACUGCGACAAGGCCAUCACUGUCGAGUUCAAACAUGAUGACAAGCUCAGCGAGGAGACGGGGGCGCUCAUGCAGUGCGCCGUGCUGUACACCAGCUGCAGCGGCCAAAGGCGUCUCCGCAUCCACAACAUGGCGGUCAACUGCUGCUCUCAGCUGGCUGACCUCUACCGCAACUGUGAGACCGACACAAUCAUCAACUUCUUCUCCAAAUACGCUUUCCGAGGCCUCCUGAACAACCCCACCAAGGCGGUGAGAGACACUCUGGUCAACCAGUGCGCCCAGAUUCUGGCGUGCUACCGAAAGAACUGUGCAAGCCCCUCAUCAGCUGGUCAGCUGAUCCUCCCAGAGUGCAUGAAGCUGCUGCCGGUCUAUCUGAACUGUGUGCUGAAGAGUGACGUGCUGCUGCCAGGAGCCGACGUCUCGUUGGACGACCGGGCCUACCUGAGGCAGAUGAUCAGCUGCAUGGACGUCACAGAGAGCCACGUGUUCUUCUACCCCCGCCUGCUGCCACUGAUGAAGUUGGAAAGCGGGUCGCUGCCAGUGGCGGUGAGGGACUCAGAGGAGAGGCUGUCUAAAGGCGGCGUUUACCUCCUGGAGACGGGACUCCACCUCUUCCUGUGGGUGGGAGCCAGCGCUCAGCAGGAGCUGCUGCUCAACAUCUUCGGCACGCCGAGCUUCAGCCAGAUAGACCCGAACCUGACAAGUCUGCCGGUGCUGGAUAACCCCUUCUCUCAGAGACUCCGAGAGAUCAUCGAAUCCUUCAGAGCACAGCGGUCACGAUACAUGAAGCUGAUGGUGGUGAAACAGGAAGACAGAGCCGAGCUGAUAUUCAGGCACUUCCUGGUCGAGGACAAGAGCGCCAGCGGGGGAGCGUCAUACGUGGACUUCUUGUGUCACAUGCACAAGGAGAUCCGCCAGCUUCUCAGCUAGGCCUACAGACACCCCCCCCUCCCUGUUCACCUGUAUGACCCAAACACCAACCCCGACCCCUGGUUCACUCUUCCUUGUGAAAGAAAGCGCUUUAUCUCUCUUUUUUUUUUUUUUUUUUUUUUUUUUUUUUAACCUAAUAAACUAAAGCUCUCCUUGCUGUCUGUCAGCGAAGAGACCAGCUGGCAGAUCUUGUGUGUGUGUUAGUGGGAGUGCGUGUGAGAGAGUCUGAUGUUAAUAGAGCUUUACUCUGCCUCAAAUCUACUGCUCCAACACAGCAGGAGCAAAAUAACUGAAGAGGGAGGGUAAUGUAUAUACACAAGUGAACAAUUAUGUAUGCAACAGACUGAGUGAGUGACGGAGGUGGCUGACGUUGACUGUAGUCGGUGUACUGUCUGUAUUACUAGCACUGAAAGGCUGUUUUGGGUGCGCUCGUGACCCUCAGAUAGCAAAACACUUUUUAUAUGAUUGAAUCCCAAUAGAGUGAAGGACAUUACAUACCAAGGCAUAAUGGAGUUAAAUAAAUGCUGUUCUUUCUGUCUCUUCUCCCCCUUUAAUCAUGGCCUUAGUAUCCCCCCCCACCCAUGCUGCUCCAAUCAUACAUUAUUAUGUGUGUGUGUGUUUCCACAUGUGAGAAGAUUAGUCGCCCACUGCCCAGUUAUUUCCCAGUAUGUCUCCAGGUGUGAGCAUCCAAAUCGAAGCCUACUUUAAAGGGAUAGUUCAGCCUUGUUUUUAAGCUCAGUUGUACGGUGUGCUUAUCCACAAACGGCACGACCCCAGUGUGGAGAAGCAAGAUGGAGUCUGACAUGGAAGCUAAGGAAUGUGCUGCUGUGGACGGGGUCGGCAACAAAAUGUAUUUCAGCCACCUAAAUAAAAAAAGUCCCUAUAUCAGUUUAAGUGUACGCUAUAUUGAGAGUAUUUUCACUGCUUGGGCAAUGCCGUUAACAGCUUCAGCUUCCCAUCGACGCUCUCGCCAGAGCCCGCCAGACUCCAUUGACAAAAACAGUAAUUUUAGCUCACUGAGUACAUGAGUUGCUGCGUUACCAUUGCGUCAAUCAGCUAGUUAGUUUGUGUUAUUGUGCGACUUCAGUGAAUCCAAACGAACCCUUUGAAACUCCCAAGUGACACAGUAACACAAACAAAAUAACUGUUGGAGGCAGCUGUAGACCAGCAGCGUUUAAUCGCUGUUUUUCCUCAAUGGAGUCUGGCUUUGACGAGAGCGAUGCAACGGCUUCAUUUUCCCGCUUGAAAUCGCAGUCUGAAAUUAAAGUGAAGUGGUGAAAAUACUCUAAAUAUAGCCUUCACUUUAACUAAUAGAUUUUUUUAAGGUGGCUAAAAUAGAUUUCGUUGCUGACCCGUCUGUGCUCUCAUCAAAGCCCACCAGACUCCAUCGACAAAAACACUAAUUUUAGCUCACUGAUUACAUGAGUUGCUGCAAUACGGCCGCAUCAAUCAGCUAGUUAGUUUGUGUUAUUGUGCGAUUUUAGUGAAUCCAAACAAACCCUUUGAAACUCCCAAGUGACACAGUAACACAAACAAAAUAACUUGGAGGCAGCUGUAGACCAGCAGCUCCUCUGUUCAGCAAUGUUAAAUCGCUGUUUUUCUCAAUGGAGUCUGGCUUUGACGAGAGCGAUGUAACGGCUUCAUUUCCCUCUGCAGCCUGCUGCUCCAACUGGCGGCAUGCGGACUGACAUCUACUGCAUGUGACAUCCUGUCUAUGGAUGAUUAACUCAUACAACCCCACUUCAAAAAAAUCUGAACUAUCCCUUUAACAGCUCAAACUGGAGUCUGACAACCUUUUUAACCACAGAAAGCAGUUAUUUUGAGUGUCCACAAGUGAACCUGAACUAAAGGUGUGCAUGGCUGCUGUGUUAUCCCAGUAAUUGGUAUAAUCCAGAUUUGUUUUUGUGACUGAACGUCUCAGAUGUUCGGUCACUGAUGAACCAGAUGUGUCAUGACUCUGUCAUGAGAGGCAGUUCAAAGUCUAUGCAGCAAAGAGAAAGGCCAGACACAAGGACGGGUGUGAACGUUUGAUCUCAGCAUCGCAGUGACGAGGAAAUCCUCCUCGUGAUUCUGUCUGUUGAUUUGUAGUGCUGCAGACUUUAUAUUAAUCAAAUGCUCUGAUGUCCAAAAUUGUGUUUUAAAAAACAAACAAACAAAAAAAGCAGUUUCCAGCAGACAGAAAUGAGCACAGAACAACGGCAGAUAAAUGGACAUCAGUUAGUGUUUGCAAGUUUUGAGUUGUCUCCGCACUGACGGUGUUCAGUGUGUAAAUAAAAUAUAUAAUCUGUACAGAAUUAAUAGAAAAUAACAAUUUUAAAGACAUGCCUGAACAGCUGUGGUUUGUUGAUGGUUGGUUUCUCUGUCACAAAUAGCCGAAAUAUAAAAUCCCGGCUUUUACUGGAGAGAGGAAGACGCCUCGACUGGCUUUUUGAUAUGUUUGUGUACGUGUGACUGUGAGAGUGUGUGUGUGUGUGUGUGUGUGUGUGUGAGAGAGAAUGUGGGGUCGGUCCUGGUGAAUUUCUCCUGAGGAACAGAGGGAUCAGCCAACACACACACACACACACACACACACUACCCAUGAGAUUAAAUUCUUCAUUUAUCACCUUCUGUUCUUUUCUUUUUUCUUUUUUUUUCUUUUAACAAUGUGACUUUUGUGUUUGAUCGGUGUGUGUGUGUGUAGCCCUCUGUUCCGUCUUUAUGUUCACUGACUCUGAUUGGCCCACCGUCUUGACUGUAAUCUUAAUUUCUGUUCCUUUUUUUUCUUUGAUUUGUUGUUUUUUUUUCAUUGCCUCUUGGGACUGCUAAUAAAAUGAUUGUUAAAAGUGAAACUCCA
Molecule: messenger RNA, 7159 nt
Organism: Epinephelus fuscoguttatus (brown-marbled grouper)
Lineage: Eukaryota; Metazoa; Chordata; Actinopteri; Perciformes; Serranidae
Gene: sec24c
Product: SEC24 homolog C, COPII coat complex component
Exons: 25
Coding region: 553-4326 (1257 amino acids)
Biological process (GO): COPII-coated vesicle cargo loading; intracellular protein transport; endoplasmic reticulum to Golgi vesicle-mediated transport
Cellular component (GO): endoplasmic reticulum exit site; COPII vesicle coat
Molecular function (GO): SNARE binding; zinc ion binding
Source: RefSeq, a predicted model, not a curated record